GUUUUGAUGAGUGAGUGAACGACUCAAACGUAUAUGACUUACAAAUUAUCAUUCAUUUCAUUAUUUAUUUCAAUUACUUAUUAAUUAUUAAACAAUUAAUUCAUUUCAAUAAUCCUUUUAAUUAUAAUUAUGUCCACAAAUAAUGACAACAAUUCAGAGACCGAUUCAAUGGCUGAUAAAAGCUCUUCAAGUGAUGAAACCAAUGAUUAUAUCAACAAUAAUACAAAGACAAUGAGUGAUGUGAAUAGCGGUGGAAGUAGUGGUGGCAGUAGUGGUGGCAGUAGUGGUGGCAGUAGUGGUGGCAGUAGUGGUGGCAGUAGUGGUGGCAGUAGUGGUGAUGAUAGCGAUCAAGUGAUGAGUGGUAACGCGAAGACUGGUUGCGGUCGUUGGGAUGAUAACAACGAUAAGAAUGAGAAUAAUGCGGAUCCGUUGUCGUGCAGUUUGAUGAGCAGCUCUUCAGAUUUGGACCGACAGAUAGAACAACUCAGAAGAUGUGAAAUCAUUAAAGAGUCGGAAGUGAAGAGUCUUUGCGCUAAAGCCCGAGAAAUACUGGUGGAAGAGUCGAAUGUACAGCGAGUGGACGCACCCGUCACUGUGUGCGGUGACAUUCACGGCCAGUUCUACGAUCUGAAGGAGUUGUUCAAAGUGGGCGGUGAUGUUCCCGACACUAAUUACCUGUUUAUGGGAGACUUUGUGGACCGAGGCUUCUAUUCAGUGGAAACAUUUCUACUCCUAUUAGCGCUUAAGGUUCGAUAUCCCGAUCGGAUUACUCUAAUUAGGGGUAAUCACGAGUCCAGACAAAUAACACAAGUCUAUGGCUUUUACGACGAGUGCCUCCGAAAGUACGGAUCAAUAACUGUUUGGAGAUAUUGUACCGAAAUUUUUGAUUACCUCUCGCUUUCAGCCAUUAUUGAUGGAAAGAUAUUUUGUGUUCACGGGGGUCUGAGCCCAUCCAUCCAGACAUUGGAUCAAAUACGUGUCAUUGACCGCAAACAAGAGGUGCCACACGACGGCCCAAUGUGUGACCUGUUGUGGUCAGACCCCGAGGACACACAGGGCUGGGGUGUGUCGCCAAGAGGUGCCGGUUAUCUGUUUGGGUCUGACGUGGUUUCCCAAUUCAAUGCAACCAAUCAUUUAGAUAUGAUAUGUAGAGCUCAUCAACUUGUUAUGGAAGGGUUUAAAUGGCAUUUCAAUGAGACUGUAUUGACGGUGUGGUCGGCACCCAAUUACUGCUACCGAUGCGGUAAUGUGGCCGCUAUUCUCGAAUUAGAUGAGAAUCUUCACCGCGAUUUCACCAUUUUUGAAGCCGCGCCACAGGAAAGCCGAGGCGUGCCCUCCAAGAAACCACAACCCGAUUACUUCCUUUGAAAAUCAUUUAUACCAUAAGACAACUAAUUUUAUACUCAAUUCUUGCAAUUCAAAUCAUUUUCUUGUAUUAAUUAGAGUUUGUUUUCAAUGCAUUGG
Molecule: messenger RNA, 1464 nt
Organism: Medioppia subpectinata
Lineage: Eukaryota; Metazoa; Arthropoda; Arachnida; Sarcoptiformes; Oppiidae
Source: the annotation of a GenBank genome assembly